AUGAGAAAUGGUCUCUUAUUUACUGGGCUUGUGCUUUUGCUUACAUCAUUAAUUGUUCUUCAUGUCCUCGUUGCGCCUUAUACUAAGGUCGAGGAGUCUUUCCAUAUCCAAGCUGUUCAUGACAUCUUGAGACAUGGCUUCCCCAUUACUACACUUGGCGCUGAGCGCGUCAACUACGACCACUUCGCUUUCCCUGGCGCUGUGCCCCGAACAGCUGUUGGCGCAGCGAUACUCGCUAAGGUAUCGCAGCUGGUGAUUGCGGUAGAUGGCCGAAUCGACCGCCAAAUUCUAGCUCGAGCUAUUCUGGGUCUAUACAAUGCUUUCGCAUUGGCUACAUUUGCGCAUGGCCUCCGGCGCAGCUUCGGCCAGACAGUAGCUAUAUGGUACCUGCUCUUCCAGAGCAGCCAGUUCCAUCUGAUCUACUAUGCUUCACGGCCGCUAUCAAACAUGUUUGCGUUUGGUCUGACAACUCUAUCAAGGCGCUACAUGCUCCCGGACAAAGUGGGCAGCGCUAGGCCUCAAGCACAAGGCGCAUACCGUCUUUCAUUAUGCCUCCUCACUAUUGCAGGCGUCAUCUUCCGCUCCGAGCUGGCAGUCCUCGUCGCAACGCAGACGCUGUUUCUGCUGCUCUCCGGCCGUAUCAACCUAUUUGAGACUGCCCUACCUGCCGGCCUCCUCGGUCUUACCAUCGGCCUCAUCACUACAGUAACAGUCGACUCGCUCUUCUGGCAACGCACCCCGCUCUGGCCUGAGCUCGAGGCAUUCAUCUUCAAUGUCGUUCAUGGCCAGUCCUCGGCCUGGGGCACAGAGCCAUGGUCAUUCUAUUUCUUCAAUGCCCUUCCUCGUCUUCUACUCAACCCCCUGACCUAUAUCCUCGCCAUCCCCGUUGCGCUUCGCCAGCCAGCAACACGCAACUCGGCGCUCUCACUACUCAUACCGUCCUUGUCUUUCACAGCACUUUAUAGCUUCCAACCACACAAAGAAUGGCGCUUUAUCCUCUAUAUCAUUCCAUCAUUAACAGCAGCCGCUGCCCUCGGCGCCGCAUACCUCUGGACACACAGAUCGCGCUCAUUUUUCGCUCGCAAUGCCUCCCGUCUUCUGAUCCUGUCUACGCUGGCAUCGUUCCUGCUUUCCAAUCUGGUUCUUCUCCCCGCUUCCGCGGCGAAUUACCCCGGUGCGAUGGCGCUGAAUGCUUUACAUAGCUACCAAGACAGGGGGAUGAGUUCUGGCGAGGAUGUCCAUGUUUACCUUGGCAACCUCGUUUGUCAAACGGGUGUUACCCGUUUCCUGCAGCGGCCGAGUACUGCGGAUGAACGUUGGACGUACGAUAAGACUGAAGACGAGAUGGUGAAAUCUACGGCUUCUUUCUGGGAGAAGUUCGAGUACGUUCUAGUUGAGGCCUCUGCGGAGCCUGCGUACUUGGAUAUGGAUGAGAUACGUCUUCGUGAUGCAUUGCCUGGGUCGCAGUGGGAGACCGUUAAGGUUAUUGAGGGCUUUGCGGGGCUUUCAAUUCUUAGACCAGGGGAACCAGCCGCGGGAAGCGCUGAGCGGUGGGUGCUGUCUUUGGUUGGUGGGGAUCAUGCUGUUGAACUAUUUGAAAAUGUACGAGAGAUGGCGAGGAAGGUUAUGCUCAAGGGUUGGUGGAUUGAGUUGAAGAUGAGGCCGAGGGUAAAGGUUUUGAGGCGGUUGAAGGAUUCUAUAGAUGUUUGA
Messenger RNA from Penicillium pulvis, 1710 nucleotides. RefSeq names its product dolichyl-P-Man:Man(7)GlcNAc(2)-PP-dolichol alpha-1,6-mannosyltransferase. The record is from RefSeq and is a predicted model, not a curated record. The transcript is spliced from 3 exons. Gene Ontology annotation, molecular function: alpha-1,6-mannosyltransferase activity. Bases 1 to 1710 code for a protein of 569 amino acids. Gene Ontology annotation, cellular component: endoplasmic reticulum membrane. Lineage: Eukaryota; Fungi; Ascomycota; Eurotiomycetes; Eurotiales; Aspergillaceae. Gene Ontology annotation, biological process: protein N-linked glycosylation.